Molecule: messenger RNA, 4440 nt
Organism: Cuscuta campestris
Lineage: Eukaryota; Viridiplantae; Streptophyta; Magnoliopsida; Solanales; Convolvulaceae
Source: the annotation of a GenBank genome assembly
CAAUAUUUGAAUUUCAAAUUGGAAGAAUGAAAGAAGGAAAAAUGGAGUAAGCAAACAAAGGCAGAGGGAGUAGAGCCGUAGAGGGAAUGAGGCUGUGCGAGCGGCAGUAGCCCUACUACCCCACUACCAUCCCUUUCAAAUUUCACUCUUCUCUGCAGAAAAAUAAUCCUCCUAGAGUCCUAUAGCCCAUCCACAUCGCCGGAAUAACAUCUCGCCACCGCCGGAAAAAGCUCCACUCCGUGGUAGGGGUGUCUUGCCGACUAGGGUUAUUACCUAAGUUUUGGCGUCUCCGCGCUUAAUAGGUUGCAAGAGAUGGGUGUGGAGAAUUACCACGUUAUAGAGCUUGUAGGGGAGGGAUCCUUCGGGAAGGUAUACAAAGGGAGGCGAAAGUUUACAGGCCAGACUGUUGCAAUGAAAUUUAUUCCAAAACACGGCAAAAGUGACAAGGAUAUCCACAACUUGAGGCAGGAAAUUGAGAUUCUCAGAAAGCUAAAGCAUGAAAACAUAAUUGAGAUGUUAGAUUCAUUUGAAAGUCCACAAGAGUUCUGUGUUGUGACAGAAUUUGCGCAGGGUGAACUUUUUGAAAUUAUUGAAGAUGACAAGUGCCUCCCUGAAGAACAAGUUCAAGCAAUUGCCAAGCAGUUGGUGAGAGCAUUACAUUAUUUGCAUUCAAACCGCAUUAUCCAUCGUGAUAUGAAGCCUCAAAAUAUUCUAAUCGGUGCUGGAUCUAUAGUCAAGCUUUGCGAUUUUGGUUUUGCUCGAGCUAUGUCCACAAACACAGUUGUCUUACGAUCCAUAAAAGGCACUCCAUUGUAUAUGGCUCCAGAGUUGGUACGAGAACAACCCUACAACCACACUGCUGAUUUGUGGUCGCUAGGUGUCAUAUUAUAUGAGCUUUUUGUGGGCCAGCCUCCAUUUUAUACAAAUUCAGUGUACGCACUCGUCAGACACAUUAUUAAGGAUCCAGUUAAAUAUCCCGAUAAUAUGUCUGCAAACUUUAAAAGUUUUCUGAAGGGGCUGCUUAACAAGGUGCCACACAAUCGACUUAGCUGGCCUGAUCUUCUUGACCAUCCAUUUGUUAAAGAAACUAUUGAGCAUGUGGGGGUUCAUGAUCCUGCAACUACCAUUGCUAGGGUUACUGAUGCAACUUGGAGGGGUGAUGGAAAUAUCCAAACAACUGGGUUGAAUAUUACAAGUCAUGAAAGUGAAAGCCAUUUUCAAGCAACAAGUGGAAAUGGACAUGCUGGAAUCUCUCAGGCUGCUGUCCAUUCUAACAGUCCGGCAAUAGAUGCAGUCAGUUUUUCACAACCUAUUGAAGCCCCUUUGUCAAAUUCCAGUGAUGCUGUUCUGUCAGGUUGCCAGACUUUAGACCGCUUUGAAAACAACUCCAGGACAGUUAAGGGCGCAAAAAUGAUUGGUGAAAAUAAUGAAGCAUUGGCAAUUAUUUUACUUCCACUAAAAAGUUGGUUCAACAGACCUGCAGAUUCUUGCCGGGAUGAAGACCUUGUGACAUCAAAUCAAUCAUUGAGAAUUCUUUUGAACUUGGUCACAGCUGGGGCCAUAAAUUCAAGUGGCAUUCUUGAAGAAAUCAUAUGCGAACUUUUUGCCUUCACUUCUUUUAUCAUUAAACUAAAAACGCCCGACGGUAUUGAAUUGAUUGUUAAGAGCUUUUCUAUUACCAAAAGGUUCUUAGCUCUAACUGGAGGUGUCACUUCAGGAUCUUAUAUCAGGCACUUCACGACACUGGUUGACUUGUAUUUACAGGUUCUUAAGUGCUUGGAUGAUGCUUCAGGAAGGGCCGUGUUUGAGUCUACUGGUUGUAUUGCUGUCAUGUUAAGUCAUGUGGCUCAGGCUCUUAAAGUUACUCCUGCAACAUUGACUCCAGAUGUGAUUACUAGCCCUUCAGUUGUGAAUGAAACUGUCAAAGAGGUUCUAGUCCAUGAUCAAUCUUCUGUUUUGGCAGACCUUUUAUGUGUUUGUCUAGCAACUUCAGGCUCUAGUCUCAUAUCUGGCUCUUCAAAUUUGCUGCGAGCUGCGUGUGAAGCCUGUAGGGCUUUAUGGUCACUAGUGGAUGCAUUUGAAACACUUUCUAUGAAAGAAAAUGACCAUAUAUUUCCGCUAAAUUCUUUGAGGAUGCUUUCUCGACGUAGAUUGGACAUUGAUGACAGCAAGCAAGACUCCAUGCUUGUAAAAUAUUCAAUGAAAAUAAUUGAUGCAGUAACAAAAGCUUUUUUGAGAUCCAAACCCAUACAAUUUUCUCUUCUUUGUUGCCUGCGUCAACGUGUUGAGGUUUCCUUGUGUGCCACAAUACAGCUUGUCAUGAGGUGUUGCUUGCACAGUGGAGUUGUUGCUAAUGUUCUUUGUGGUCUACCAAGCUCUCUUCCUGUUACUACUGUUGUUAGUGGAGGAGGGGAUGAUACUAUCAUUUCAGAGAUCUUCUCUAUACUAUCCUUUUGUGCUUCUUCAAAUAAGGACGCAUCAGGCGAAGUUCCCAAGUUCAAGCUAACUAAUCCAGGGAUCUUAGUUCAAUACUCAUGCCUUUUUGUUGCAACUAUUGCACAAUCUUUGAAAUUCUCUGGAAGAAGUUCUGCAUCAUUUAUGCUCACUGCAUCAUCCAAGAAACAACAAUCACGGAUCUCUGUACUUGCCUACCAUUUCUCAUCUGACGCACAACAAUCAUGUCAACCUCAUUGUGCAUCCGCGAUGCUAGCUCUCGCAUCCAUCUUGUCACUUGAGGCUGACAGUUCUGUAGGGAUAUCUAAAUCUGACCUAGCUUUGUCCCUAAUCCCUCGAACGGCGAAGCUUUGUGAUUACAUGAAGGCCUUUGCAAUUGAAAAAGAUGGAAUGAAUUUGGAGACUUUUAACCAAAUGUUCUCGUAUUGGCAUGGUCUAAGAGAUGGAUGUGUUGGAUUGUUGGAAUCACGAUUGAAGUGUGGAGGACCAAUGGCAGUGCAGCAGUCAUGUGGAAGUGGUGUUCCUCAACUUCUUAUUGAUUUGUUAACAAGUAACUCUUACGGAAUGUCGCCUGUUGGGGUUGUUUGGAGCAUAUCUUCAAUAUGUCAGUGCCUAUUUGGUGGAGUAUCUACCUUCCGUCUAAUAUUGAUUAAGACGGUGCAUGUGAGGGCCAUAUCUGAUUUAAUAUCAGACACACAUCUCAAACUUGUUAGAAGUUGGAGUGGCCUUGGUGGAGGGAAGGAUGGUGCUAGAGAUACAAUAAAUGCAGUAAUUGAUCUCUUGGCAUUUCCUUUUGUUGCUAUUCAGAAUGUUCAAGGAUUGCCAUCUGCUACCGCUUCGGUGAACAGUGGUUUUCUCCUCAACAUGGGCUCACCUGGUGGAAGAGUUCGUCCUGAAGACAAAGACAUGGUUAAAGCAAUCGAGACACACAUGGGGAAGUACAUCCAAAUCCUAGUGGAGGUAGGAGUUCCAUCUAUUAUUCUUGGGUGUUUGGAACAUAUGGAGCUAAAAGAUAUUGCAAGGCCUAUUGCAUUUAUUGCAAAAAUGGUGGGUCAACGAUCUCUUGCUUCUCAACUUUUGGGAAAAGGUCUCUUAGAUCCAAGGAGAAUGAAGUGGUUGCUUGGUGCUUCAUGCCCCAAAGAAGUCCUGCUCGAUGUUUUGAUGAUUGUUUCGGAGUUAGCUCGCAUGGACAAGGAUUUCUAUGAGUUCAUAGAUGCAGCAGAUAUCAUGGGCUUUUUGAAGGAUUUCUUGACCCAUGAAGAUCCUAAUGUUCGCGCGAAGGCAUGCAGUGCAAUAGGGAACAUGUGUCGGCAUAGCUCUUAUUUUUAUGAUGUACUGGGACAACAUCAAAUUAUCAGUCUCCUCAUAGAUAGAAGCUACGAUUCAGACAAGAGAACACAGAAAUUUGCUUGCUUUGCUAUUGGGAAUGCUGCUUAUCAUAGUGAUUUAUUGUAUGAUGAGCUCAAACGAGCCAUCCCUCAGCUAUCAUGUUUGCUUCUUUCUGCCGUGGAAGAUAAAACCAAGGCUAAUGCUGCUGGGGCACUCAGUAAUCUUGUCCGUAACUCAAACAGGCUUUGUGAAGACAUUAUUUCCAAAGGAGCUAUCCAGGCUCUACUGAAGUUGAUAGCCGAUUAUGCAGUCCUAGCUCUGAACCCGAGCAGAAAAGAUUCGUUACACGAAUCACCUCUAAAAAUUGCACUCUUCUCACUGGCAAAGAUGUGCGCACAUCCGCCUUGCCGACAGUUUCUCCGUUCAUCGGAGCUUUUUCCGGUAAUCCGACAGCUCCACCCGUCGCCAGAACCAACAAUUAGUAAUUACGCCACUGUGAUCUUGAAAAAAGUUGCAGAAGCUUAGCUUACGUAACUUGCUAGUGUAAAAAAAGUUGUUUCACUCAGUACUUUUUGCUCGUUGUAUUUGAGAAAAAUGUAAGAACCUCAGGAGUAUUUAUGUAAAUAUAUGUAUGAAUGCGACUAAUCUUUACUUCAU